Rubroshorea leprosula is the source of this 1275-nucleotide messenger RNA. Lineage: Eukaryota; Viridiplantae; Streptophyta; Magnoliopsida; Malvales; Dipterocarpaceae. The record is from the annotation of a GenBank genome assembly.
AUGGUUUGUAAGAUUUUCAAAGACCAAGGUGUGAUUCUGACCGCACUUUAGGUCUAUCUGCAUUAUUCUCAAUGGCAGAGACUUCUAUAACUACACUUGUGGCCAUGGAAGAAGGAGAUCCAGAAGAAAAUUGGCUAUAUUGUAAUGAGAGCAGAGGGAGUAUAUGAUGUUGAUGCCAAUACAUCUAUUUAUUUGCCAUCUGAGGACUUGAAUAUCAAAAUGCCAGAGGAACAUCAGUAUGAGACAGUAUCUGGUUUUUUAUGCGAAGGAUAUGGAUACAUCCCUAGAGCUUGUGAGAGCAUCAUAGUUGUCCUCAAAAGGGAUAAUCAAGAUGAUGAUGAUGAUAAACACGAUGAAGAUGGAUCCAAUCAUCGAGAUGGUGAAGAUGCUACUGAUGAUGACACGCCAAGUACCUCUGGACGCCAAUUUGCAGACUCUCAUGUUUCUAAGCGUUUUGGCCAAUCUCCCCUACCUGCUUAUGAACCAGCUUUCGACUGGGAAAAUGAGAGGUCAAUGAUAUUUGGCCAGAGGACUCCAGAGACCCCUGUGGUACACCAUGGCAGAGUCUAUGAUAUCUUGUCUGCUGGGAUGGGUGGCCUUACUGGAUUGAAGAUCUCUGUGAAAGUUCUGUCCCUUACGUUUCAAGCUGGAAUCGUUAGUUAGUGUUCUUUCCCUGUUAUCCACAAGCUGCUGCAUCUCUAUGAUGUUAAAGAUACUGCUUUAUUUCAUUAUUUUUUGCACUCUUAAGAUUUCUGACCUUGUUCCCUCUAUUUGUCUCAGAGCCAUUCUAUGGUACAAUUUGCUUAUACAAUAGGGAGAGAAGAGAAAAAUUGUCAAGAAGAUUUCUAUUAUAGCGUUCUACCAACUGAAAUGCAGGAUGAACAUCAGUAUGAGACAGUAUCUGGUUUUUUAUGCGAAGGAUUUGGAUACAUCCCUAAAGCUAGUGAGAGCAUCAAAGUUGUCCUUGAAAGGGAUAAUCAAGAUGAUGAUGAUGAUGAUGAUAAGCACGAUGAAGAUGGAUCCAAUCAUCAAGAUGUGAAGGCAAUCAUGUAGUCUCUUCCAUGUGUAACUUUCUGAAAUGAAUGCUAUUAUGAGGGCAUGCAUUUGUUCAUGGAGGAAUCUGCUUUUAUAUUGCUCAUCCUAUUAGAUGCUUCAUUUGGUGGCUCAGUUUGCUAAAUUAAACUUAGCAACUGAUAAUAAUAACUCACAUGCUCCAUUUUUGCGUGACAUUCAAGUUUAAACAUUUUUUCUGGAAAAUAAAUUAUACAUGUGAUA